Drosophila novamexicana is the source of this 1629-nucleotide messenger RNA. Its product is annotated as cilia- and flagella-associated protein 45. The transcript has a single exon. The record is from RefSeq and is a predicted model, not a curated record. Lineage: Eukaryota; Metazoa; Arthropoda; Insecta; Diptera; Drosophilidae. Bases 1 to 1629 code for a protein of 542 amino acids.
AUGCCUUGUCUGUCGGCCUGUAAUGUGCGAUUUGUGAGUGCCGAAGCGCAAAUCAAGCAGAAGUGCCAGGAGCUGCGGGCCCGCGCCCAGACUGCCGCAUAUCGGACGGCACCUAGAGGAUAUAGACCAUUUACUUCUGUGGCUCCUAAUCCAAGCUUUGCGCCUUUUCGUAGACGCAGCGAGCAGUUUGCUGCCUUCGAUCAAAAGCAGCUAAAGCGCAAUGAACGGGAACGAAGACGCAAUCAGGGCGCCAAGGAGCUUGUACUGCGACCCAGCGAUCUAAAGCGACUGAAGGAAAAGUGCAGGGUUGUCAGCAUUCAUGAGAAGUUGCAAGCCAUUGAGCAGAACGAGGCGGAACACCGUAAACAGUUGCAGCUGGUGAAGGAAACAAAGCAACGCUUUAAGGAGAUCGACGCCGCUCGCAAGGCGACAUUACCUAAGGAGCCCGAAGAGAGUAGCAUGGUCGAGGAGGCGCUAGAGGAGCAAAACACGGUGCUAAGUCGAGCCAUACUGGCCAAACAGGAGCAGGAGGAGGAGGUGAAGCAAGUCAACCGGAUGAUUCUCGACGCCAAGUGCAAGGCAGUGCGGGAAGCACAAAUCCAGGAGAAACAGCUCAUGGCUAGAGCACUGCGCGAGGACGACGAACGCCUGGCCAAGAUGGUCAACCAGCGAGCAAAAGAGGCUCUCAAUGCUGAGGACGAGCGAGAGCGGCUCGAAAUCGAAAAGCGAGCCAAAUAUGCACAGGAGAUUCGCCAGCAGUUGACUGAGCGCGAAAACAAACGCUUCUUGGAGGCCCAGCGGGUGGCCGAAGAGGCCAAACACCUGCGCAAGGCCACCGAACUGCUGCGAGAAGAGGAGGAACGCCAGCGCAACUUUGUACAGAUGCGCAAGCUUCGAUUUCGCGAAGAGCUGCAGCGCAUUCGCGAUAUGUCCCACAUCUUCAAGACGAUGCUCUGCGAGCAGGAGCGACUGGCGGACCUGCGGGUGGCAGCUUAUAUGCGCGAGAAGCAGGAGAAGGAACGCCAGCUGAAGGACAUGCAGAAGGUGGUGAAAAAGGAGUUUGAGCGGAGACAGCAGCGCAUCUUCACAAUAGCCGCCGAGGCCCAGGAGACACGUCAGACCAACGAAGAGCUCAAGUAUCUCAAAGAACGCAAUCGAGUGGAGCGCGAGUAUCGCCAACGGGAGAAGGAAGUGGCUAUGGCAAAGCGGGAGGCCGAACGCGAUCUGUUAGAGUCGCGUGCCCAGCAAGCACAGGAAAUGAAGCAGCGCCUGGCCCAGGAGAUAGCUCACGCCGAGCAAGAUUUCAACAAGUUGCUGGCACGCAUGCGCGAUGAGGAGGAAAAGCAGAAAAGACUAGACCGCGAACGCGACCUGCGCACCCAGACAUAUCGGCGUGACCUGAAGCAACAAAUGACGGACAGGCAGGAGGAACGCCGCCGGCUAGCGGACAUCGAACAUGAGCGCAUGCAGAAGUGGUUGGAGGAGGACCGACUGCGGGAUGCCAAUAUCAAGCAGGUAAUCAGCUCCAAAAUUGCAGCCAUGCGCGACAAUUGUCUGCCCGAAAAGUACUUGAAGGAAGUCGAGAAGCAGCUCAAGAACAUCCAAGGCACUCGCAAUAGAAUUCGUUGA